Molecule: messenger RNA, 14157 nt
Organism: Aphidius gifuensis
Lineage: Eukaryota; Metazoa; Arthropoda; Insecta; Hymenoptera; Braconidae
Gene: ldd
Exons: 11
Coding region: 949-13191 (4080 amino acids)
Biological process (GO): lipid transport; transmembrane transport
Cellular component (GO): membrane; intracellular membrane-bounded organelle
Molecular function (GO): ATP hydrolysis activity; ABC-type transporter activity; lipid carrier activity
Source: RefSeq, a predicted model, not a curated record
UAUAUUUCAAAACCACAAUCAAACCACCAGACGAACCAGUAAUUUUAAAUCAUUAAACUCUUAAUUUUUUCUUUCUUUUUUUUCAAGACGAUUCAGUAUCUGAAAUUGGCUGAAGGACACCUGCUUUUUAAAAAUAUUAUAAUACCUGCAGAAGAAGAAGAAGAAGGAAGAACAAUAAUACAUAAGUAGAACGAAAAACAAUUUUUUAUAACAACCAUGAUCAUUGCUGUUGUACUCAAUACAUAUAAAUGUUUUUUAAAAUUCAAUUUAUAGAAAAAAAAAAAAAAACAUAAAAAGAACCGAAAAAAAGACAUUUACUUAUUGGUUGUCAAGAAUUUAAGGCAUAGCAGAAAUAUCAAUAAAUGAAAUCAGCGUGUAACGAUGAUUUUGGCAUCAAGUAUUUUUGAUAGUAACCUUGAACAUACUGACAUGUUUCGUUAUGAUAAAAAUUAUCCUACAAAGUAUCAUUAUUAUUUAUUUAUUUAUUUACUUAUUUAUUAUUAAUUAAUUAAUUUAUUUAUUUAAUCAUGUAUUUAUUGACUGUGGAUUGUGUAGCAUCUGUUAUUGCGGUUAUGAGAAAAUAAAUAUAUAAAAAAAUCAGAUGCCUGUUUUAUUGAGAGACAGGGAACACAACACAAUCGUCGUUCAUAUUCAGUCGUAUACGAACCAUCCGGGUGUCGACUCGAGAAAGUAUCUGUUAAAGAUAGUGAUAAAAAUGAAAACUUGGUAAACAAUUUAAUAAAAACCCCAGUGAAUAUUUAUAAUCAAUAAAAGUCAUAUUAAACAUACUGAUUAUUUAAGAAUUAAUUUUGUUCGUUGUAAAUAUUUAUAAAAAAUCAACAAGUGGAUUUGAUCAUUUAACCGGUUGGAUAUUUAUCGUGCUACAUUUUACAUCAACAAGUUUUUUCUAUGAUUAAUUAAAUAAUAAUUAACAGAGUUUCCGUCAAGAUGAAAGGGGGCGGCCAGCUUGGCCUUCUCCUUUGGAAGAAUUACGUAGUCCGGAAACGGCAAACGGGAGUGCUUGGCCUUAUUUUUCUUUGGCCAAUUGUGAUAUUUUUACUUUUAUAUAUACUACGAAAAAAUGUGGAUACUGAAGAUAAUCCAACAUGUCAAUUUCCUGCAAGACUUAUGCCACGUGAUGGACUAUUACCAUUUGCUCAAAGUUUCAUCUGCAGUAUUAGCAAUCCUUGUGAGCCUUUAGAAAAUUAUGAAGAAAUACCAUCUUACAAAAAAGCCAAACUGGGACCUUUGAUAAUGGAUCUUCAGCCAGUAUUGAAUAAUAAAACAAUUCUUACAGCUGUUGGCAUACUUCCAAAAAGUGUCAAAUUAUUACGAUCAAUGAUUGAAACACUGACAGUACCAGAUAUUAAACAAAUGUUUGUUGGUGGUUUAUUACUCAGUGAUUUAUUUGUUAAUGUUACUGAUGUAAAAGAUUCAUUUAAUGAACUGCUACCAGAUGCCAGAGAGAAUCUUGUCAAUGAUCUUUUUGAUACUCCAAUAAAUCUUAUUAAUCUUGUUGAUCCUUUUGAAUCAUCUGAUCUAGAAGAUAAUAUUUUUGUACCAGAAACACUUGAACAAUUUCUCGCUGCAGUUGAUAAAGAAGACAUGCCAAAAUUAUCAAGAGCUCUUCGUAAUGUUGAUACUAAUCAAAUUCCACUUGUGUUUGAUCAAUUAAUUAAAAAUUUGGAUUGGUCAAGAUUUUCAGAAAUUGUUAAUAAUAUAACAGCUACUUUGGAAAGUUAUAAUCUCAUUGAUGACAUUACUAUUACUAUCACAAAAAUUUUGGAUCUUGAUAUUUUUAAAAAUAACAUACCAACAUUUUUAAAACUUCGUGAACGACUACCAGAAAUGCUUUCACUAUUUAAAGAUUUUAAUUUACAAAAAAUUGAUUAUGAAAUUGUACAUGAAUUAAUUGAAAAGCUAGAUUCAACACUUGAUGAUUCAAAUGUAUCAAUUGCUCGUGAAAGUAUGUUAAAAUUUAUGUCACUUCUCGAAUUGAUAAAAAAAAUUGAAUAUAAAAAUUUCAAGUUUGAUAAUUCAAUGAUUUUUACUCUGGAUGAUAGUAAAGAAAUUGAUCAAUUAAAUUUGAAACAAAUUAAACGUGUUGCGAGUGUUAUUGAUGAUAAUUACAUUAUGUCUUCGAAGAGUGAUUUAUUGAUGAGAAGUUUACCAGUUAAUAACACUGAUGAAAUUGAAUUAGCUGCAAAACUUUUUGAUAAUUUGUUGAAUGUUUUAUCUGAGGAUACUGUUAAUUCUUUGACAUAUAUUUUAUCAAUGCUGGACAAUGUGUUUCAAUUGAUCCAGCAUAUUUUUAUUGUUCAUGGCGAUAUGGAAGAAAAGAUAUACAAUAUAACAAAAAAUCAUCGAGUGAUUGUUGAUAAAAUUAUGGCAGAAGUUAAUCCAAAAAUAUAUAGAAAUAUUAUUAGUUCAUUUAUGAGAUUAGAUUUUGCAGAAAAGUUUGCUGAGUUAAGUGACAAACAACAGAUAGCCGAGGUCGUAUGCAACAACACUGUUGAUAAAUUAAUAUUUCACGAUAAAUUAGAAAAGCUUGGAGCAGUUGAUGCGUAUGAUUUAAUUUGCAGUGAUGAAGGAAAACAAUUAAUUACUGAUAUCUACAAUUUAUUUGAAUUUAAUAAAUUCAAAAAAAUUAUCAAGGACACUGUGUUUACCUUUAUUAGUAUGAAAUUACAUCGGCCAUUAAAAAAAAAUAAUUUCACAUCAUCAAUUGAGAGUAUCAGAGAGUUUUUUUAUUACAAUCAUUAUUCAUCAGCAAAAAUAUUAAACUGGAAUUAUUUAUUUACUACUGUAGAGUGGAAAAAUAUAUACAACGAAACUUAUGACGAAACAAAAAUAUCUAUUUUUGGCUAUUAUCUUAGUAUUGUAAAAUUAAUAGUAACUCAGAGUUAUUCUCUUGAAGGAUUAAAAUUAAAUAUUGAAAAAGUUGAUUUAAUUGCUGAUAAAAUACUUGAGAAUUUGAAUAAAAUAUCGGGAGACUGGGUGAGCCAAGUUUACGAGUAUAAAUCGGAAUUAUUAGAAUCUUUUUACUCGACAGUUUAUGAUAAAAAGAAAAUGAUGAAAAUACUUGAAUUUUCAAAUUUUACAAGGUCUUAUUGUAGUGUUGAGAGUACUAGUGAGUUAAUAAAUUAUCCAAUAAAAUCAAAUGCCAAAUUCUUGAAGAGUCUUGUCUGUCGGUUGGCCAUGGUUGUUCAAAAAUUACUCAACAUUAGUAUUGAUAAAUUGGAAUCUCUUGAUAAAACAUCAAACUUUACGCUUAUUAACAAAAAACUUGUUUUAAUAUACGCUCACAUUGUUAAACAAUCUCAAAUUGAUAAUCAUAAUUUAAUAAAUUAUCUCGAUGAAUUUAGAAAAAAUUUAACGAUAGCUUGGACUACGAAUCUCAACUCUGCUGAUGGAUUGCAAAUCAGCGUAGGUCUUUUGUACAAAUUAUUCGACAUAGGAGAGAGCCCACUAUUCAAUAUUCAAGCAUCAGCAAUAGGGAAAAAUUUAUACGCUCUUGCUAUGUCAUUUACGUCAAUUGCUGAUAAUAUAGAACAAGCAUUGGAUGAAAUUUUAAAAUUUAAAAGUCCCGAAAGACUUAAUAAAAUAAUUCAAAAUAUGCCAGAAUCAAAAAUAUUUUUAGAUGCUAUUUUUCAUGAUCGUUUAGCAAUUGUUCAAGAUAUUGUUGAUAUAUUUAAUCAAAAAAUUUCUAUUCAACCAGUUCAAGUGAUGAAAAAUUAUCUAGAAAAUGAUAUGAACAGAGCAUGUAGUGAUAAUCAGAAUUUUAGUAAAGCUUUAGAAUAUCAACCGGAAAAAUUUCAACAACAGAUUGACAGAAUAUCUUGUAAUAAAAGUCAUUUUAUCAAAGAAUUUAAUGAACAUUCAAAUGCUGAACAAGUACAUCAUAUUGUUAGCGAUGAAAAAUCUGUACUAGCUUUUAAUUGGACAUCAGGUUACGUGGAUUUUCGAAGACUUGUUAAUAAAUUCUUGGUUCUUAUGAAAAAUGAUAAUUCAAUUGAUCCAAAGUUGACGGAUAUUUCAGUGGAAUUAAAAAAAUUAAUUACUAAUUAUGAAUCAGAAAAACGAAUGAAUGCUUUGCUUGAUUAUAUUGAUGCAAAAAUUGACGAAAGUAUUCCAAUUUUUCAGUCAAAUUUUACUGUAGAAAAUACCUGGAUGUCAAUUGGCAACCCUCGAGGUCCAAAUGACAUCCUAAUCAUGGCUAAAUUUGCUUCAAAAAUUAUUCAUGAUGCUAUCAGUGUCAUACUAAAUUCAUUUCAAAGUCAAACAAAAAGUAUUAAUAUUUUACGUUUAUUUGGAAUUGGCCCGAAAAGUCCUUUCUCAUUAUUUCGAAAUCAUUUUCAUGAUAUUUUUGCAACGCUUCUGUAUGGAAUUACAGAUAAAAAUUUUGAAUAUUUAAUUUAUCAUAAUACGACAAGCAAAGACAGCCUAACAUGUUCAAAAUUAUUCUCGUGGUUUUUUAAUUAUAAAAUUGGCUUGACAGUUGAAGAAUACUGGAGUCUAAAAAAUUUUACAUGUGAUAGAGAUUACAAUGAUUUUAAUGAUUUUUUAAAUCUUUAUAUAAAGCAAAUUAAAUUAUGGAAAACACCGGUUAUUAAUUAUCAAAAUCAUUUCGUUCGUUUGCCAAAAGACAUAAGUGAUUUUAUUAAUGUAAUUAAAAAAAUUCAAAAUGGAACAAUAAAAAUUUCUCCGCUUGUAGAUAAUAAUUAUUGGAAAAUUAUUAUUAAUAAUUUAAAAAAUUUACUUGAGGCACAUAAUUUACUUACAAGAAUAUCAGCCACUCCGAGUGUUGAGUUUCGAUGGUCUAGAUAUCGUCUUGUUAUUGAGGCAUUAUCCCAAGUAUUAAAAAACGCAGCUGAUGUGCUGAAACAUAAUAAAAUAAAUGACAAUGAGCUACAUCUUUGGAACAUGGUAAAACCUGGAGACAUUCAUGAGCUUCUUAAAUAUUUAGAGGAACAUCCAAUUGAAACUAUAUCAUUUAUUGCAACACUUGGGUCAUUAAAUUUAACAAUGACUUCUGAGACAAUUGUUAGUGAACUUAAAUAUUCAAUGUGUAGUUUACAUUUUAAUCAUUCCGAAUUUUGGCAUAAAUCACAACGAAAAUAUUUUUUGACUAAAUUGUGUACGUAUGAUGUCUAUCAAUUGUUGAGCAGUGUGACUAAUGAAGAGUAUGCUGAUUAUGUCGCUGGGAGAAGUACGUCAUUGCAAAGCUCUGAGCCUUUGGCAAUUUGUCUGUUUGAAUUUUUAGAUGCUUGGAUAAAUGUAAACAAUAAUUCAGGCAAAAAUUUGCAAUUUAAAUCAAAUAUUAUUAAUACUAGCACUUGGCUAAAAUUACCGGAUGAAGCUAAAUCAUUAAUUAGCGAUUCACAAAAUAUUGUGAUGCAUAAAAUUUUUCAACAAUUUAAUUUGUUUAAUAAUGAGCUUAAAUCUUCUUCAGAUAUCGUUGAAAUUUAUAAUACUUUUGGUGAUAGUCCCUUGGGUGCUCUUUGGAAAAUUAUACAUGUUGGUGACAUUUGGACAGACAUUGUCACUAGUGAAGAUGCUUGGGGAACACUUAAAAACCUGACAAUUAAAAAUCAACGACUCAAAAUAAUGCUAAAUCUCAUUGAAGAUAUGCCAAAUUUAUUUAUUUCAACUAUCGACACUUAUUUGAACUCAGAAAGAUUAACUGAUUUCUUAAAAAAAAUUUUUUCUGGCCAAGUAAAUGCUUGUGAAAUUAGCAAGUAUUUGAUUCCAUCAAAAUAUAUUAAGAAAAAAAAUAUCAUCUCAAGUAUUACGGAUUUUUGUCAGUUUAUUGUAUCAAAUAAUAAACAGCAGUUAUUAAACACAAGUAUGGAAGAAUAUUUUCAGCCACUUCUUCCAGCUAAUUUUAUUGACAAUAAAAAUUUUCUUUUCGUCACUGAGACAAUCAACGAUAAGGGCAAAAAAAAAUUUCAUGUUUCUUUGAAUGAAUCUUACUUUUUCGUACCAAUUAAACAAUUUCAAACAAUAUUAUUACGAAUUUUUUCUCAAGACAAUAAAUUGUCCAGUGUUCCAUCAUGGUUAACGUCAUUUGAAAAAAAUACACUACAUGAUUUUAAAAAACAACUUGAAAAACGUGAUACAAGAGUACUGGCACAUUCAGCUAUUUCAAAGUCAAUGAAAAUAAUAAAAGAAAUAUUAUUUACACCAGGGCAAUUAAAAACUUUAUGCUCAUCAUGUAAUACUCAUGUUUUAGAAAUUAUAAAUUCACAAUUGGCUGAUCAUCAAAUUUACACUGAUAUUCUCUGUAAAUUUUCAAAUAUAACGACAGCUGAAAUACAAGAUAUCAUAGACAAAAAAUUGUAUUGGAAAAAAACAAUUGGCAUGAUAAGAAAUUAUAAAUAUUUAAAUAAAAAAAAAGAUGUUGAAAGUUUUAUAACUGCAAUACAAAGUACAUUACAUUAUUUAACAGAUAUUAUUAUAAAUUAUAAUACAGUUGAAAAAAAUAAUAUCAAGGAUUGUAUGUUAAAUGCUUCAAAAAGUAUGAAUAAUAUUUAUCCAAAUUUUUAUGUUAAUUUUAUCAUUCAAAUAAUUGAUGUACUUAAAAAAAAUGUUAAGAUUUUAGAUACUUCAGCUAAUCAUGAUUUACUAAUUGAGUGUACAAGAUUAAUUGAAAAAUCAAUUGCCAAUUGGAUACCACUGGAGAAUAUUGUAAUGAAAACAAAAAUCAAUGAUGUUAAAAAAUAUUUUCCAAAUGCUAAAAUUAAUAUUAAUUUAUUGCUUGAUAAAAAAAAUAAUUUUAUUUGCAUGAAAAAUCAUGAUAAAUGUGAUAUUAAAAAUUUAGAAAUUUUUUUAAACACAAAAGAAGGUGGUAAACUUAUAAAAUACGAUUCAAUUGUAUCAAAUUAUCCAACAACUUCAGAAAUAGCUAAAAUUUUAUUUAAAAAUAUUGACUAUGAAUUAAUAAAACGUGAACAGCUAAAAGCUUCAUCAAACUUGUCAUGGUUGGAAAAUAUUUUAGACAAUAUGUCAAUUAUUUUUGUUGAAAGUUUAAAUUUGUUUGAUACUGUCAAUAAAAUUGAUUUUAAGGAUGUGUCAAGUGUACUUGAUGGUGGUGACGUGGCUGAUAGUGUUGUCAGUCUUUUGAAAAAUCAAACUAUUGAUAAACUUUUUAAUACACUUAGAAAUAUUCCUGACUACGUAAAUUUAUUUUUCAACAAUAAACAAGACAAAUAUGACCUUGAAUCUUUAGUGGAUAUACUGGAAUCAAUGAAAGUAUUAAAAAAUUUAAUUUCUUUAAAUAUAAAAUAUAAAACUUCAGAAAUGUUUUCAAAUUGGAAUGAAAUUAAAAAAUUUCUAGCAAAUGAUAUUAAUUUAUCAAAUGAAACAAUUCAAAUUUUUGGUAAAUCUGAUGUUAACAUGCUUUCAAUUAUAAGAAAAAAACGUGAAAUUGCAAAUCUUAAAGAUACAUUUUGUUCCCUAAAAACUCUUCAAAGCUUAUUGAAUUUUAAUAAUUCAAAAACAAAUGCUGAAGAAGUAAGUAAAAUAUUAUGUUCAUUAGAUGAAAUGACAAUUCAAAAUAUAACAGUGGCUCUUGUUAAAAAUGUAAACUAUGCUUUUGUUAUUAAAAUAUUGUUAAAUGUUAAUAUGGAUAGUAUGCUGAGAAAAGCUGAUUUAACAAAAGCUGAUGCUAAAAUUAUUUUUGAUAAUAUUGCUGUGAUUGAAGAAAUAGUACCAUUUUUUCAACAAAAAUUAUCUUUUGGUUUAUUUAUUAAUUUGCCAAGUACUAAGCAGUCAUCUUCAUCUGAUAGCAAUAUGUCAAGUGGACAAUUUCUUCAAGAUGCCAGUAAAUUAAUGUGUGGACAUGAGCUAUUGUCAGACAAUGGACAAUUUUAUCGGCUUAUAAGUAGCUUAAAAGAUAAUAACAAAUAUUAUGAUGAUAUGGAAUUAAAUUCUCUGCCAACAGAUUUUUGUAGAAAUAUUUAUAAAAAUGUUUUAACAAUGACUGGAGGUAAAAUUAUUUGGUCAUAUGUAAAACCUUUAUUACGUGGAAGAAUUUUAUAUACACCAAAUUCACUGCCAUUUGAAAAAGUAAUGGGUCUUGCAAAUCAAACAUUUAUAGAACUAGAAAAUUUACAAAAUUUAAUGUUAAAUUUAGAAAAAACUCUUACAUUACUUGCAAGUUUAGGUGACAUGGGUGAUAAAUUAAAAGAUUUUAAAGAAGUCAUGGAUUCAGAAGUUAUGAAAAUUGCUAUAAAAUCAAUGAGUAAAGGAAAAUUUAAUGGUGAAUUUUUUAAUCAUGAUUUUAGUCAAGUUGCUUGGAUAUUAAAAAAAUCAAUUAAAAUUGUAAAAAUGCUUGAUAUGCUUAAUAAUUUAUUGGAUUGUAUACUUGUUAAUAGAAUUGUAGGAUUAGAAACAGAAGAAAAAUUAGAAGAAGAAGCAAAAAAAUUAACAAAUACAAAUGAAUUUUUAGCAGGUGUAGUUUUUAUAGAAGAUAAAAAUAAUAAAUUGAUAAAUGAAAAUUCGAAUAAAAUAGGAAAAAGCAUUGAUGAUAAUUUACCAAUUAAUGUUACUUACAAAAUUCGUAUGGAUAUAGAUUUUGUGCCAUCAACAAAAAGAAUAAAAAAUCAAUUUUGGUUACCAGGACCAGAAUCAUCAUUCAUCGAAGAUCUACGUUAUCUACGAGGAUUUGUUCAAAUUCAAGACUCAAUUGAUCGAUCAAUUAUAGAAAUAAAAACUGGAAAAACAUCAAAUUGGAAAACACUGAGUCAACAAAUGCCAUAUCCUUGUUGGAAAUUUGCACCAUUUCAAUCAACUCUUUAUGAAUCACAAGGUUUAAUACUUUGUUUUUUUUUUGCUUUAAUGCUGUGUGCUGGUGCAACAGUUAGAAAUGCUGUUUGGGAAAGAGAAUCACAAAAUGCCAUGGUAAUGAGUGUUAUGGGUUUAAAACCAUGGAGAAAUACAUUUGCUUGGUUUAUAACAUCAAUUAUUGAAUUGACAAUUGUUGCUGUAUCAAUAUGUUUGAUUCUCAUUGUAGGAAAAAUAUUACCAAAUUCAAAUCCAAUUUUACUUAUGAUUUUAUUGAUGGAUUAUGUAUUUUCAAUAAUUACAUUUUGCUAUAUGAUAUCAACAUUUUUUAGCUCAGCAAGUCUUGCAGCAAUAACAACUGUUGUCACAUUUUUAUUGACUUAUCUACCAUUUAUUAUUGUCAUAUCAAUGCAAGCAACAUGGCAUGGAACAUUGGCACUUGGCUAUAAUCUUUUACUUUGUCUAAGUAUGUCAACGAGUUUUUGCUAUGGACUUUUGUAUGCAGCACGACGUGAAGUUCAAGGAACAGGUCUCACCUGGGAAACUAUUUGGGAUCGUACAAGUUCACAUGAUCAAAUGUCACUUGGAAUAGUUUUACUUAUGAUAGCACUUGAUGGUUGUAUUUAUGCUGUUAUUGGCUAUCUCAUUGAUAGAUAUACAAAUUCAGAUAUAGGUUUUCAACAAUUAAGAUCACGUAGUUUGUGGUGGGACAAUAACAGUGUUAUCUACGGUCAUCAAAGCUACCUUAGCUUCGUCAACAGCCUCUAUUUCACUAAUGAUGCACUUCACAUUUCGUCUAAUUAUCAAGAUGAAGCAAGUGAUUCAAGCAGUAUAAUAGUCAGUGAAAAAUACGUGGGUGUCAGUUUUGAAGGAGUAAAAAAAUCAUUUAAAAGUGAAAGAGGAGAAAUUAUUGCUGUCAAUGAUUUUACAUUAAAAUUACGUGGUGGUGAAGUUACAAGUCUUCUUGGUAGAAAUGGUGCUGGUAAAACAACAAUAAUUAAAAUGUUAACGGGAAUGUUAAAACCAACUUGUGGUGAAAUUCAUUUGAAUGGUGUAAAUGGAACAAAAGCAAAUAUAGGUGUUUGUCCACAAAAUAAUGUUUUAAUUGAAAGUUUAACACCAAGAGAACAUAUGAAUUUUUAUGCAAUAUUAAAAGGUUCAAUGAAUGAAGAAGAAAUUGAUAAAAAUGUUAAUAACAUGAUGAUAUCAUUAGAAUUGGGAAAACAAGAACAUGAACUUGUUUCAAGACUUUCUGGUGGUACAAAGCGACGUCUUUGUGUUGCUUUGGCAUUUAUUGGAUCUCCAAAUCUUGUUAUACUAGAUGAACCAGGUGCAGGUGUUGAUCCAGCAGCAAGAAGACGAAUAUGGCGACUAAUUGAUCAGCACAGAUCAAAUAGAACUAUUUUACUUUCAACUCAUCAUCUUGAUGAAGCUGAUAUGUUGAGUGAUACAGUUGUUAUUAUGCAUCGUGGUAAUAUUCUUUGUACUGGAUCACCACUAACUUUAAAAAAAACUUACGGUCAGGGUUAUUGGAUAAAUAUGGCUUUUUCACAUGAUGAAUUAAAAGAAAAUGAUAUUGAAUUAAAACAAAAAAAUAUAAUUUCUCUUGUUGAAAAUGUUGCUCAAAAUGGAAAGACUCUUGUUAAUGAUAAUUUUUCAGUUGCAACAGAAGUAAGCAUUAAUAUUCCAUUCAAUGAUAAAAAUGGAGCUACAAAUGAUAUUGAAAAAGUAUUGCAUACACUUGAGGACAAUGAAAAUAAUCUCAAAUUUUCACGUAUGUCAUUGGAAUGUGAUACACUGGAGCAUGUAUUUUUAAAUCUUUGUUCCAAAUCAGAUGAACAAAAAAAAAAAAAACAAGAAACUCAAGUUAUUAUUGGUGUUGAUAAUAAUGCAGAAUUUAUGACAAAAGAAAGUAUAAUAAAACCUUCAUCAUUUCGACAAAUUAAAGCAUUAUUAAAAAAAAGAUUUUGGCAUUUUUCAAGAGAUUGGAGAGCACCAAUUGCAACAUUAAUUUUACCAACAAUAUUUGUCGCAUUUGCUAUGGGUUUUUCACUUGUUCGACCACCUUCAGGCAACGAGCCAGCUAUGGAUUUAAGCCCAAAACUUUAUGGUGAACACUCAACAUUUUUCUACAGUAUUGAUAAUAAUUCAGAUGUAUUUCUUCAGCAUGUACUAUAUCAAAUUCAUGAUCAGUUUAUUGGCAAGUACGAAGCUGUUCAUAAAGUUCAAGCAAACGACACAGGAACUUGUGAAUGCACAGAUGGAAAUCAAAUUUGUCAGGGUGUUGCAAAAUCAGUAGAAGGACUUGUUCAAACUCUUCAUGGACCACCAACUCUUGAAUGGAUUGUCUCGACUCUUCACGAAUAUAUUGAAAAAAGAUAUGGAGGAUGGUCACUGUCUCACUUGAUGCAAGAUCCAGUAUUUAUUGUUUGGUUUAAUAAUAAAGGAUAUCAUUCACUUCCGUCAUUUUUAAAUGCACUAAAUGAUGCUAUUCUUCGUGCUUCAGGAAAUUCUGGUCAUUUAAAAACCAUCAAUCAUCCAAUAAAAUUAUCAAGUGAUCAACUUAAUAGAACAACUUUACUACAACAUGUAGCAGAUAUUGGAAUUGCUUUGGUUUUAUUAACGGCUUUUAGUCUUGUUGCUGCACAAGGUACAAAAGAACUUGUACGAGAACGUAUUUCAGAAGAAAAACGUAUAUUAUAUUUAGCUGGUGUACAUCCAGUCACGUACUGGACAUCAACACUUGUUUGGGAUUUUUUUAUAUUUUUGUGUUCAAUUGGAUGUGCCAUUAUUGUAUUUGAAAUAUUCGGUCUUCCUGCUUAUGUUGCCAGGGAUAAUCUUCUUGGUAUUUGUAUCAUUCUAUUUCUCUUUGCUUGGGGAGCAGUACCUUUUGCUCAUCUUUUUGAAAAAGUAUGUAACGAUUCAAGCAUAUCAAAUAUGGUGCUAUUUUGUGUCAACACAUUCAUCGGUGUUUUUUGUCUAUCAACAAUUUUAAUUAUUGAUAUUUUGGGUAAAAGUGAUGCAGCGAAAAAUGCUCGUGAAAUACUUCACAAUUUAAUGCUUUUAUUUCCUCAAUAUGCAUUUGCUGAUGCUGUUAUUCGUUUAUCAACAAAUGAUAUUGCAGCUGAACUUCUUCAACGAUUUAAUAUGGAUACAUACAAAUCUCCACUUGGCUGGGAUCUUCUUGGACCUAAUUAUGCAUGUAUGUUUAUUGUUGGAAUAAUUUAUUAUUUAAUUAAUCUUGCAAUUGAAUGUCGUAUAAUUCCUCAAUUAUCAUGGAAAAAAAAUAACAAUCAAAAUAAUGUAAAUGACGAAGACAAUGAUGUAGCAGAAGAAAGAAUUAGAGUUGAAAAAAAUACAAGUAAAGAUUUAAUUAAAACAAUAAUGCUAAGAAAAGAAUAUACAAGUGUUUAUGGAAAAAAUAUUGCAUUAAAAAAUUUGAGUAUUGGUAUUGAGGCUGGUACUUGUUUUGGUUUAUUGGGUGUUAAUGGAGCUGGUAAAAGUACAACAUUUAAAAUGUUAACAACAGAAUUAAGACCAACUUCUGGUCGUAUUAUAAUAAAUAAUUGUGAAAUUAAUGGAAGACCACUUUGUAAUGGUGAAAUUGGUUAUUGUCCUCAAGGUGAUGCUUUAGAUGGUUUUCUUACACCAUAUCAAUCUUUAACAAUACACGGAGAAAUUUGUGGUCUUGAAAAUGUGCCAAGAUCAGUUGAAAUAAUGUUAAAAAGAUUUGAUUUAGUCAAGUAUACACAUCAAAGAAUAUCUAGUUUAAGUGGUGGUAAUAAAAGAAAGCUUUGUGCUGCAAUAAGUGUUAUGGCACCAGUGUCAGUUGUUUUAAUGGAUGAACCAACAAGUGGUAUGGAUCCAGCAUCAAAAGAACUCGUUGGACAUGCUGUUCGUGAAAUAAUAAAAACACAAAGAUGUGUUAUUAUGACAUCGCACAGUGUUGCUGAAUGUGAAAAGCUUUGUACUCGUAUUGGAAUUCUUGCUAAAGCAGGACUUCGAUGUAUUGGUACUGUUCAGCAUUUAAAACACAAAUUUGGUGAAGGAUACGUGGCUUUUUUGAGAUUCAAUCAACCAAUUGAAAUAAAAAAAAUAAAUAAUUCAAUAUCAAAUUAUUUUUCAAUGGCCAAAAUUUCAUCAAGACAAUCAACAGCAGCAAGAUUUUUAAUUCCAAAAAAUAAAGAAAUAAAACUUAGUGAAACUUUUAGAAAAUUAAAACAGGUAGCUGAGGAAUUAAAUGCUGAUGAUUAUACACUUACUCAAAGUUCUUUAGAUCAGGUGCUGGUCAAUUUUUCUGAAGAACUUGAUGAUGAUUCUCUGGUAUCAGAGAAUAAUUUAAGAGGUAGAGUUAAUUUUGCAAAUUCAUGUUCAAGCAUGGACGACAUACAUAUGGAGACUUUUUAAUAAAAUACAUAUGUACAUAUUUAUAAUAUAAAAAGAAACAAAAAAAAAAAAACCAAAUAAAGUCUUCAAUAAAAUGAAUAAAUUAUUUAAUGUUAAAAUAAAUAUUUAAUUUAAUUUUUUUGCAUUAAAUUUAUUUUAAAAUUUAUAAUUGUUUUGGCAUAGUUUUGUGGUUGGCAAUAUAAUUUUGCAGAUUGUCAGAAUAAAUAGAUAAGAUGAAGGACUGACAAGUAUUUGUUAGACAACGUGCUAGUCAUCGAAAUUCGAUGAACAAUGUCUAAUAUUUUUAACAGAAUUAUGUUAUACAAUUUAGCCGCAUAUACAUUUAUGGAAAUUUUAUUAUUUUCAUUAUAGUUAUACGAAAACCUCAAAUUCAACUUGAGAUUAGUUUUGUCUUGUUCUUCUCAUAACGACUACUUGCUGCAGUAACAAAUGUGUUAUGCAACAAUGCAUAUUCAUGUACAGCUGUACAACUAUUACUGGUAAAUUCAACUCGGCAUUAUGUCUCGAAAAUUCAAGAUUCCAAAACUUGCUUAAUGCAACAUAGUAGACAACAUUUUCGGUUAUCUAAUUGUUUUAAAAGAUUUAAUUCAUCUAUAUUUUUAAAUUUUAUUUUAUACCAAAAAAGUUCAAAGUAAAUUUUUCAUAGCUUGAUGUAUUUCAAAUGAGUUUACUUGGUUUUUAAAUUAAACAGAAAAAUAAUAAUAAUUCGAUUUGAAGAAAAAAAAAAAAUCAAUGAUGUUUGAAAUAUAAUACUGACAGGCAAUUUGGUUAUCUUCUUGUAAAAAAAAAAUAAAAUAAAAACUAAUCCUUGAUUUAUUGAUUAUUGUUGAAGUCCUAGUUGUGUUUUCUUUUUUUUUUUUAUAUUUAUCCACUCUUAGGCGAAUCUUUGUCCAUGACCGUCCUUGCCAGUGACCUAAAUACUUGUGAGCCACAAAAUAUAUAUAAACUGCCAAAAUGGCCAGGCGG